AUGUAUAUUCAGGACGGGCAGCAGAAGAAUCACGAGGGAUAUGUUGGCUUCGCCAGCCUCCCCAACCAAGUCUACAGGAAGUCUGUGAAACGGGGCUUCGAGUUCACAUUAAUGGUUGUAGGCGAAUCAGGCUUGGGGAAGUCUACAAUGAUUAACUCUCUCUUCCUCACCGACCUGUACUCCUCAGAACACCCGGGCCCGUCACAUCGAGUCAAGAAGACUGUCCAGGUCGAGCAGUCAAAAGUGUUGAUGAAGGAGGGCGGCGUUCAGCUGCUGCUCACGAUGGUGGACACGCCGGGGUUUGGAGAUGCUGUAGACAACAGUAACUGCUGGCAGCCCGUCAUCGAUCACAUCGACAGCAAGUUUGAGGAUUACCUGAACGCAGAGUCGCGCGUGAACAGGAGGCAGAUGCCCGACAACAGAGUUCACUGCUGCCUGUACUUCAUCGCUCCUUCAGGACACGGACUGAAGCCGCUGGACAUCGAGUUCAUGAAACGGUUGCACGAGAAGGUGAACAUCAUCCCUCUGAUCGCCAAGGCGGAUACCCUCACUCCUGAAGAGUGCCAACAGUUUAAGAAACAGAUCAUGAGAGAAAUCCAAGAGCACAAAAUCAAAAUCUAUGAGUUUUCAGAGACCAACGAUGAAGAGGAGAACAAGCUUGUGAAAAAGAUCAAGGACCGACUUCCUCUGGCUGUAGUUGGCAGCAACACCAUCAUCGAAGUGAGCGGGAAGAAGGUUAGAGGGAGGCAGUACCCAUGGGGUGUGGCAGAAGUUGAAAAUGGAGACCACUGUGAUUUCACCAUUCUGCGGAACAUGCUGAUCAGGACUCACAUGCAGGACCUGAAGAACGUCACCAACAACGUCCACUAUGAGAACUACAGGAGCAGGAAGCUGGCUGCCGUCACCUGCAACGGGAUGGACAACAACAAGACCAAAGGGCAGCUCACAAAAGCUGACUCGGUCGAAGGCAUGAGCCCUCUGGCGCAGAUGGAGGAGGAAAGGCGAGAGCAUGUGACUAAGAUGAAGAAGAUGGAGAUGGAAAUGGAGCAGGUGUUCGAGAUGAAAGUCAAAGAGAAGGUCCAGAAGCUGAAAGACUCCGAGGCAGAGCUGCAGCGGCGUCACGAGCAGAUGAAGAAGAACCUGGAGGCUCAGCACAGGGAGCUCGAGGAAAGGAGACGUCAGUUCGAGGACGAGAGGGUGAACUGGGAGACCCAGCAGCGCAUCCUCGAGCAGCAGAGACUCGACAGGACUUUGGAAAAGAAACAGAAAAAAGGGAAGAUAUUUUAAAAACCGCUUGCAAGAAGACAGUGUUGUUCAUCGCCGCUUCCCCGAGCUCCUAAUGUCUGCCAUAAAAACCGCAUUCGGCUCACAGCUGGAUGUGCAUACACAGCUGGGUGUGGACUAAAGCCAAACUAUUAAGUGUGUGUGUGUGUGUGUGUACACAUGCCAAAAUCUGUACUCUUAUCGUUUUUACCACCUGACCUCUGAUACAGUUUUCUUUGAUUGUUGUUGCCUACCAUGGUGUCAAAAACAAAAAAUGUUCACAAGGUGUGUGUGUGUCCCGAUAUAAAUUAAAAACAUUGAGUUAUGCAGAGUGAAAUGGAAACUAGACCACUCCGGAGCCGUUCAUUAAACCGUUGUCUCUCUCCUCAGACCACUUAAUUAUAGCUUCAUUAAUAUUUCAGCUAGUUUAUUUUUAUAUAUAUAUAUAUAAAAUAUUAUCUAUGUAUGAAUGUGUAUCCGGAGCCAGUUAAAGUCUUAAAUGCUCUUGGGGUGUUUUGUUUUUCCCUCGCUCAAUGUUUGAUGACUCGGACGGUUUUGUAAAAGAUUUGACCUGAUGUUCAUGUGAUCGCUGUGAUUAAACAGCAGUGAUUUCCAGUGUUUGUUUAAAGCUGUGUAAAGUUACACCUGAUGUGUUCUUUUGGAAAAGAAAAAAAAGUAAGGCAUAUUUUCACCUUUUGGUUACGUAUUCCUUUUUCUGUAUUUUUAUUUUUUCAUUUGUUAUUGUACAGUCACUUAAUAAAUGUGUGAUGCAGAGUGAGGUAAUGUUACACGCUGAUGUUUCCACAGUCUAAGCAGUGUUUUUUUUUUUUCUUCCCCACUUUUUAUCGUAAUGUUUAAUUGAUUUAUGGUGGAACUCGAUUUAUCCUUCAGUAAAAACACAUCUGGACAAAAUACCAUACAGUUCUUCAUGCAUUUCAUUACCUUUCCCAGACCGACCUCGGAUUAUAAAGAGGUCGACGUUCCAUAGUGUUGAUUCAGAAGUUAAUGGUAUCCCCAGAGAAUGGAUGAGAAUAAUUUUGAGGUUGACUUUGUGCACAAUGAUUCAGAUUUUCCAGCCACAUGUGAAAGGAUUCAUCUUUUGUCUGAUUAAGGGUUUUUUGUUUUUUUGUUUUUUUUAAUAUACAGGGUGUCUCAAAAAAAAAAUUUACUCACACUUUGAAUGACGAGAGAACCUUUAUUUAUGAAGAUAAUGAAAUGGAAUAGCUUCGAAUACAGAAGACAAAUGUAAUCGAAGAAUCAUGUUCGCAAAUGUUCAAAUUGAUGACCGUUAUUGUCCAGACAACGCUGAUACCGCGCACCAAGGGAUUCGCAAACGUCACGAAACAGGUCAUUAGGAAUAUCGCGACAUUGUCUUUCAAUUUCCAAUUUCAAUGCAUCAAUUGUUCUUGGUUUGGUGCGAUAAUUUCCUGCCAUGCUGUGAUUAAUUAAUUACACCUGCAACACAAAAAAGGCAGCAUGUUAGGGACAGUUAAAGUGUGAGUACAUAUUUUUUUUUGAGACACCCUGUAUAUAAAGAGCAGGUGAAGCUGUAGAUUUUCACCCAAGCUAAAUAGCAGAUGUAUCUAAUAGUCAUUUGAAGACAAAGGACCGCUAAACAAGUGAAUUCAGGUCCGACUCCUGUUCAGUUCGAAUAAAAGCCUUUAACCGUA
Neoarius graeffei (lesser salmon catfish) is the source of this 2933-nucleotide messenger RNA. RefSeq names its product septin 7b (gene septin7b). The record is from RefSeq and is a predicted model, not a curated record. Lineage: Eukaryota; Metazoa; Chordata; Actinopteri; Siluriformes; Ariidae. Gene Ontology annotation, cellular component: cell division site; microtubule cytoskeleton; septin complex. The transcript is spliced from 14 exons. Gene Ontology annotation, molecular function: GTPase activity; GTP binding; molecular adaptor activity. Gene Ontology annotation, biological process: cytoskeleton-dependent cytokinesis; cilium assembly. Bases 1 to 1287 code for a protein of 428 amino acids.